This is a messenger RNA of Clunio marinus, 357 nucleotides long. NCBI's taxonomy places the organism in Eukaryota, Metazoa, Arthropoda, Insecta, Diptera, Chironomidae. The record is from the annotation of a GenBank genome assembly.
AUGAAUAUUCACGUAGAAGCUGUUCUUGUUUAUUAUCAAGAGCCGCUCUGCAGUUGCCGAGAAUUUUCUUUUUCUUCAAAGCAAUGGGAGAAUCUUUGUAAAGUUGAAGAUUACGCGAUUGAAGAAAAAUUUAAAAACUACUUAACGGAAUCACUUUCUGGGAUAGAAUUCAGAAGUCCAACGCUUGUCAACCUUUCGAUGUUCAGCAAUAGUGCAGUUGGAUUACGAUCGCAAUACAAAAGUUUGCAUCGUUUCAGCUUCUCGUUUAGUGUUGUUAUCAUGGAAAUGUUGAUAAGAUUGGAUACUUCAAUUGCACUUAGCAGUCAUUUUAAUGACCUGAAUUUAUUGCCAGACUAA